This is a messenger RNA of Miscanthus lutarioriparius, 3495 nucleotides long. NCBI's taxonomy places the organism in Eukaryota, Viridiplantae, Streptophyta, Magnoliopsida, Poales, Poaceae. The record is from the annotation of a GenBank genome assembly.
AUGGAGCCGGAGGCCGAUGCCAUGGCCCUCGCGUCGGACGCCGCGGCGCCUGAGCUCCCAUCGUCGCAGCUCGAUUUUUUCAAGACCAGAGUUCGAUUAUUAUGUGAUAGCAACACGGGAGAUUUUGAUGCUUGGGUAUCAUUAAUAAAUGCUGCAGAGGGAACAUCAGCAGAUGACAUAGAAGUUAUAAGCUUGGUAUACCAUAGCUUCUUGUUGGAAUUUCCUUUGUGCUAUGGUUACUGGAUCAAGUAUGCAGCUCACAAGGCACGACUAUGCACAACCAGAUAUGUAGUGGAUGUUUAUGAACAAGCUGUCCACGCUGUACCUCAUUCUGUUGAUAUUUGGGUCAGUUACUGUGGGUUUGGUAUAUGUGCAUUUGAAGAACCUGCUCAUAUCAGAAGUUUAUUCGAGAGGGCUUUAUCUCUUGUUGGAAAGGACUAUUUGUGUUAUCACCUGUGGGACAUGUAUAUAGAAUUUGAAACCUCUCAGAAGCAGCUGGUUCAGCUUGCCACCAUUUUUAUCAACACACUGAAAUUUCCCACAAAGAAGUUGCACAUGUAUUAUGAAAGUUUUAGAAAGUUUGUAACAUUAUUGGAACAAGAGGUGACAAGUUGUGUUGCUGAAAUUUUAUCAGAAGAAAUGCAUGCUUCUGAAAUGAUAGGCACUGAAGAUUCUGAGUUGGAUAUAUCAACUAUUAUUGCUGACUUAUUUGACCAAAAAGGUGGGCAUCUUAGUCCUGAAGCUUUGAAGCAUUACUUAUCUGCUGGGGAGAGGCUCUACAAAACGUCCAGCAAGAUUUACAAAGAAAUCUGUUACUUUGAGGCAUCCAUAAAAAGGCCUUUUUUUCAUGUCAAUCCACUUGAUGAUGAUCAGCUUGAAAACUGGCACCAGUAUCUUGACUUUGUUGAGAAGAAUGGGGAUUUUGACUGGGCUGUAAAACUUUAUGAGAGGUGCUUGAUCCCUUGUGCUAAUUAUUCGGAGUUUUGGAUCCGCUACUCAGAGUAUGUCGAUGCUAAAGGCGGCCGAGAAAUUGCAAACCAUGCUCUGGGUCGAGCAUCAUCAUGUUUUGUAAAGGAAGUUCCAACUUUCUGCAUGUAUUAUGCGUUGUUUAAAGAGCAAAUUGGUGAUGCACCGGCUGCGCGCUCUCUUUUUACUAAAGCAAGAAGUUACUUCACUUCAGGGUUUUAUGCAAAUAUUAAUAGGCUGGCCAACAUGGAAAAACGAAUGGGAAACACUAAAGCAGCUUCUGAGAUAUAUGAGAUAGCAAUUGAGGAUGCAAUGCAGAAGAAGAACAUAGAGUUGCUUCCUGACCUGUACAACAAUUUUGCUCAGUUCAUAUAUGCAGCAAGUCAUAGCAUUAUUGAGGCUAAACAAGUCUUUGUCAAGGGAAUAAAUCGUGCACCCUGUAAACCAUUGAUUAAGGGAUUCAUACAGUUCAUGAGUACACAUGGAGGGCCUAAAGACAUACCUCUUCUUGAUUCUCUUAUUUCUAAUGCCGUGACUCCAGGAUCUGAUGUAUCUACAGCCUUAAGCACAGAGGACCGUGAAGAUAUCUCAUUGUUGUUUUUGGAGCUCCUUCACUUCAAUCACCAAUCAGAUGGUGACUUGGAUGAAAUAGGGGUGUGCACAGGAUAUGAUCCUCUUCAAUAUGUACUGUUUGUUGACCUCUAUGGGGGUAUUAAAGAACUCAGAAAGGCAUGGGCUCGGCAUAGUAAACUGUUUCCUCACAGCACUGGGAACAUUUCACGGCAUUAUUCUACUAUGGGGAAUAGCCUUCAAGACACUAACAAGAGGAGAAAAACAGAACCGUUGAUGGUUGCUCGUGAUCAAUCCUUAGAAGAUACAAUCGAACUGAAACAGCCACCCAAAACUGAUGAUUUUUCUCUUAUAGUUGAUAAAGAGAGUGAACCACAAGUGGAUAAGGACAUUGUGGAUUCAGGAAAAGGACAUAGGGAUGCAGGAGAGCAGAAAGCUUUAGAGAUUGUCAAUUCACAUAAAGAGACCAUCAGGACAGCUCAGGAAUGCACUGACAUGGUUCACAGUGAACAUAUCCUGGACAAAAAUGGAAUGCAAAAGCAAAUGAAUUCACAUGCCAAAGAAGAGAGUAAUCAAGAUCUAAUGUUGCAUGAACAAAAUGAUGAGAAAACAAAUUCUCGUGCUGCGGAGGCUCCUGUAGCUGAGUCAGGUGACUGUGAUUCUCCUUCCAAAGCAAUUGCUAGCUCUGAGAACAUCAAUUCUGAGGGCAAGGUCAUUGAGGUAUCUGCAAGCAGCCAUCUAGAAACAGUAUUCUCAAAAUAUGACUCGCCGUCUGGAUCAAACAUGCACAAUGAAGGAAAUUCUUCUGGUCCAGCUCGAAUAUCUCCAGAGCUGGAGGAAAGGCAACAUGUGGAGGUUCAGGUAAAAGUAGACACAGAGCAUGAUUUGUCUGUCAGUAAUGCAAACCUAGAGAGGUCUUUUGAUGGUCCAAAUCCAACUGAAUGUGAUAAGGAAAUCUCUGCCAUUGGUCAUGGGAGUCAAGACCAUAUUCAAUCUUCGCAGUCAAAUCAACUCUCAGCCUGUGCAAAACCUUUGAGCUUGGACUUAGCGAAAACAAAAUCGGAUACUGUCGGUUUUCAAGCUCAACUUCGACACCAGUUGGGGAAUGCUCAAACACAUCAAUCUAAUAACCUUUCACAUAACAUGCAACAGCAAGAGCGUACUAUGGCUCAGAAUGUUCAAACAUCUGCACAAAUUCACGACCAAUUAUUUGCACAAUCCAAUCACGGAAACCAACAGUAUCUCCAAACGAUGCAAGGGUAUGCAUCACAAAUGGGGCAAUAUUACCAGCAACAACUGUAUUACCUGCAGGCUCAGCACAAUCAACAGAUGCAGAGUCUGCAACAGCAACAGCUUCCAACUGAGCAUCUUCAGCAAAAUUUUAUGCAGCAAGUACAACAGCUGAACCAGCAAAUGGUACUUUGGCAGCAACAAGUGCAGCAGCAGCAACAGGUAGUACUACAACAGGCACUGCCAGUCCAGCAACUUCCUGACGAAAAACAGGGUCAGUGUCCUUCUGGGGAUACCAAACACGACCAAAAUAAACAGCAGCAACAAGCACCUCAAAUGGAUCAACAAAGCCAGCAGUUGCAGCAACAACAGCUUCUUUAUCUCCAGCAACAGCAGCAGCAGCAACAACAAAUGUAUCUUAUACAGCAGCAGCAGAUGUAUCAACAACAGCAAGCUCAGCAACAGCAGCUCUUUCAGCAGCAGUUAAUGCAACAACAACAGUAUGUACUGCAGAUGCCACAGCAACAGCAAGACUCAGUUCAGCAGCAACUGUUUCAGCAACAACAGCAGCAGAUGAUGCUUCUUCAGCGACAGCAGCAACAGAUCCAACAGUACUUGCAACAGCAACAAAACCAACAAGGGCCCAAGAAUCAGACUUACAAGUCAAAUCCUCAGGUACUUACCCAAAUUCUGAUGAAAUACAAUAAGUAUGGGCAUAAACAUGAGUGA